Molecule: messenger RNA, 3323 nt
Organism: Phascolarctos cinereus (koala)
Lineage: Eukaryota; Metazoa; Chordata; Mammalia; Diprotodontia; Phascolarctidae
Source: RefSeq, a predicted model, not a curated record
AUAGACCUAUGCGGACUCUCUUAAAUACUUGGCCAACCCGCGGGGAGGCACAGGCCGAGGAGGGCGACGGGGACCUCGGCAGCACGUUGCUCCAAAGAAGCUCUCACUCCCCGCAGCAAGUCUUCCUCCCAUCGACCCCAACGGAGCGAGGCCGGGCCUCUUUCUCCAGCAAGGGCCGAUGCAGGGCAGCACCGACAGACAGACUGAUGAAUAGCCCGACGAAAAUCUGCCAGCCUGAGUUCGCAGAGCUUCUUUCGGCAGGGAAGUUCCCUCUCGAAAGUUUUGGUACCGCACCCAGGAGCCAUCGCACCCAGGAGCCGGAGCCGCAGCCGCCCGAGCCUCCCGAGCCGCCCGAGCCGCCCGAGCCUCCAGAACGGAAGCCGCUAGCCUGGGUCCAGAGGAGACCCUCUCAGAUUCUCGGUGUCCUGGGACCUUCGUUCCCCGCCAAGGAAUUAUUAGCGUCCUUUGUCUCUAACAGUUCCUUUAACCGAUCCAGCCAACCUGGGAGCGGGCCUGGCCCUGGACACUGAAGGGUCGGAGGCCGCUGGCGUUUGCUCCUCUGGAGGAUCCCGCUGGCCCAGGGGCGCACCCACCAGAGAUGAGAAAAGGCGUAGACUCUCCUAUUAAUAGCCCUUCCCUUGCGGACUAUAACCCAGACCAAAACGAACGCUCUGAGUCUGGUCUGGCUCGGCCACCCGAAGGACCCUCAACCAGGCCCUGUCCAGCUUUCUCGGUCUCCCUGUAGCUAGCCUUCCGCCUGAGGUGGAGGCCGGGCACUGAAUUGGAUGCUACCUCCCCAUUUGUCUGGCACUACAACUCUGACCCUGCAGUUCUGAAAGGUCACUCCGUUUGACUUGGGUUCCCCCAGGCAAUCCCGAUUCCCGCUAUUCACCCAGCCAACCCCAGUCUCCUGUUAAAGCUGUCUCACUCCGCCAGGGAAAUGGAAAGAGCCAUGGCCUAAAAUUCAGAAGCACGAGGUUUAAAUCGGGUUCUGCUACGGUCACUGUGUAAGCCCCUUCCCUUCUCUGGGCCUCAGUUUCCUUCUCUAUAAAAUGAAGGGGUUGGGACUCCAAGGUCCCUCCCAGACCUGACAAGAAUGUUUAUGGGAUGUAGGCUAAGGUUGAGGGGAGGGACUGUGCUUUCUCCUCCCUUCUCCCUCCCCCCCCAUUGCAGAUUUGUAUUCUGGCAGAGGCUGAUUCUUUUGGGGAGAGUGAGGAGGUGGCUACAGUCUGUCUCCCCGCCUCUCGAUUAUUUUCUGGGAAAAGGCAGAACCAAUAUUUCCUGACCUUCGUCCCAUCCCAACCCCUUCCAGGCUUGAGAUGGAGUAUUUUUGCUGAGGGACAGAUAGAGGCUACCAGACUCACCUUCGUACACAGUCAUGCCCAGCCAUACGUGAAUCCAGGUUCUCUCUCUCUCUCCUUUUUUUCCCUGGGCUCUGAAAGGCGCCACCACCCUGCUGCUCUUUCCUUCUGAGAGUUCCUGUGGCGCCUCACCAGGAGCUGGAAGAGACUUUAGGAACCAUCUGGUCCAACCUCCUCGUCCUCUCAGGGAAGGAAAAUGAGAUCCGCAGAGGAAGGGAUUUGCCCCAGGUUCCACAGCCGGUGGGACCGCGGAAGAUGAAGGAGGAGGGAGAGGGAGUGACAAAUGCAGUGGGCAAAGGUGUUUUCUUUCCUAAGUCCAGGCUCCUAAGGGUCCCCAGGGUUCCGUUUCCCUUUACCAGUGGACUCCUGAGUAAAGUGAGCUCCUUGAUCCUUCCAGCGCAGGACCCCACCUGUUCUUAAUAGCCAGGAAAAGUCCUCUCCCUCCGUUGUGUCAAGCCCCUCCCGCGUUCCUCUAUCCCCCCGCUCACACUUCGCCCCUGGCUCUCGCGCUGGGACCCUCAGUGGAUCAGUUCCCCUCUUUAGUCUGGGAAAGGCGACUAAGCAAGGCCUUUCCCCUUCCACACCUCCGUGCAGAAGACCCAGCUGCUAAUUAUCCCCUCUGGAGUUAGUCCCAGACCCUAGUGGUGCUUACCACCUCCUCCACCUGUCUCUGUCUGUCUGCCUCUCCCACAUACACACAUCUUUACACAGUGAUCGAUGUGUACACAUACAUACCCUCACAAACACUUGUGCUCAGGCCCGGAUAUAGACAACAAUGCUGUCACAUGCAGUAACUCAACUUCACCCAUUGGCACUCGGGGCACCACACAUGCACUCACAAGUCCAAGGGUCGCCUGUUCAGACCCAGGUACAUUCACACACAGAGACCCUCUGGCAGACACGCUCAAAUCCCACCGUGCUCACACUCAAUUCUUCUCACAGCUGGGCCAGGUGAGCAGACAGGCCAGGAUACUUGCUGGCCCAAGACUACCAGAGAGAACCUGAGAGGAAUUAGGUCCGUCGGCGUGGGCCUCCCAUCCCACUUUUCCCGCCUCCUACGUUUAGACUGUGAGAAACAGAGUAGCGGAUGCUGCCCGGAGUAGGCCAGAGAACAGGGCCGAAGAACAGGUGCUACGCAAAGCCCCAGCAUUAGCGUUGGCCCCCAGGCACGGCAGCUGCGGGCCAGAGGGCAGCCUGCCAUAGGAGGGCCCAGAAAGAGCUCCCACGACCCUCAAGACGAGCCUGCUCGCCGACCCAGCUCUCCGCUGCGCGCCCACAAAGAGCAGCACACUCCCAGCCUUCAGGCCGCCAUAGUAGGGACGGUGGCCAUGGUGGUGCUAGCAGGGAGGUGGGCCUGAGCUCUGACCAGCUGCCUGCUGGGAAAGAUGGAAUCCCUUACUUUGAUGAAUGCCUUGCGAUUGUCCGGAAAGGGGCUGCUUGGGAUAGUGGCGGAGGCUAGCACCCACCUAACUACAAGCACUCUCCGCCUGUAUCCACCCGAAAGUUUUCCUGCCCUCUUAUCCUGGGCUUCAGGCUCCUAGGGACUGUCAGGCUGGGUGACUGCGCUGCUGUGUGUGGGUGGGUGAGUGGGUGUGGGUGUGUGUGGCUCUGGCUCUCUCUGUUUCUGUCUCUCGGGCUGAUUCUCUACCUCUUUCUCCUGCAGUCUUUUGCUCUCCCGGGAUCUAUGCCCAGGUCUGUUUGACUCUUCCCUUCUCUCCAGGAAAACUGGUGCGGUUCUCCGUGCUCGCUGCUCAAACUUAUAUUGGGGGGAGGGGUGUAGCAGGGAUGACCGGGAGAACCCCUUAACGAAUUUGGUGAGAACCGCACUCGAACGAUCAGCGGUUGUCCUGGUCACUCCACACACACACACAUCAAUAAAUUUCCCUUCUUCCCAACCUACUCGUCCUUCUCCCUUGUUCUGCAGCAGUUUCCCUUCCCCGCGUUGGUGUCUCCACAAGCGGA